UUCUCUUCUCUCUCCUCCCCCGGCCUUCUCUUCUCCCCUUCACCCUUCAUCUUCCCCCCUCUCCUCUCCAAUCCCGACCCCAAAAUUCCCCCCUCACCGCCGCGGAUCGCCUCCUCCGCCGCCCCGUCGAUGACUAUGAUGACCCCUCCGCCGCUCGAACAGGAGGAUACUGAGAUGCUCGUGCCCCAUCAGGAGGAGCUCGCCGAUGGGAAUCAGCCGAUGGAAGUAGUGCCAGCGGCGGAAACAGCUGCAGUUGUGGAGAACCAACCUGCAGAGGAUCCUGCAGUCUCCAGAUUUACUUGGAGGAUUGAAAAUUUCUCGAAGUUAAAUAUAAGGAAGCUCUACUCCGAGGUUUUCCUAGUUGGCGGCUAUAAGUGGCGAGUUUUGAUUUUCCCCAAGGGAAAUAAUGUAGACUACCUGUCUAUGUACCUGGAUGUUGCCGAUUCAGCUAUCCUGCAACAUGGAUGGGUUAGGUAUGCGCAGUUCAGCCUUGCUGUUAUCAACCAGAUUCAGAGCAAUUAUACAAUAAGAAAAGACACACAACAUCAAUUCAAUGCGCGAGAAAGUGACUGGGGUUUCACUUCUUUCAUGCCUUUAAGUGAACUCUAUGACCCAAGUAAAGGGUAUCUUGUGAAUGAUACAUGUAUAAUUGAAGCCGAGGUUGCUGUACGGAGGAUUGUUGAUUAUUGGAAUUACGACUCAAAGAAAGAAACAGGUUAUGUUGGUUUAAAGAAUCAAGGAGCUACUUGUUACAUGAACUCUCUUCUUCAGACUCUCUACCAUAUUCCACACUUUAGAAAGGCUGUUUACCAUAUGCCCACGACGGAGAAUGACAUGCCUUCUGGGAGCAUUCCUUUGGCUCUUCAGAGUCUGUUCUACAAGCUUCAGUACAGUGAAAAUAGUGUUUCCACGAAAGACCUUACUAAAUCUUUUGGAUGGGACACACAUGAUUCUUUCAUGCAGCAUGAUGUGCAAGAGUUGAAUAGGGUUCUCUCAGAGAAAUUGGAAGAUAAAAUGAAGGGAACUGUUGUGGAAGGCACGAUCCAGCGGUUAUUUGAAGGGCAUAUUAUGAAUUAUAUCCAGUGCAUUAAUGUGGAUUUUAAGUCGACUAGAAAGGAGUCAUUCUAUGACCUCCAGCUUGAUGUCAAAGGAUGUAAAGAUGUUUAUGCUUCAUUUGAUAAGUAUGUUGAAGUGGAGCGACUAGAAGGUGAUAAUAAAUAUCAUGCUGAACAGUAUGGUCUGCAGGAUGCGAAGAAAGGUGUCCUUUUUCUUGACUUUCCCCCUGUUUUGCAACUUCAGCUUAAACGCUUUGAGUAUGAUUUUAUGCGGGAUGCAAUGGUGAAGAUUAAUGAUCGAUAUGAGUUCCCACUUCAGUUAGACCUUGAUCGAGAUAACGGAAAAUAUCUUUCUCCGGAAGCAGACCGGACAGUCCGCAAUCUUUAUACUCUUCACAGUGUUCUUGUUCACAGUGGUGGGGUUCAUGGUGGUCAUUAUUAUGCCUUCAUCCGACCUACUCUCUCUGAUCAGUGGUUUAAGUUUGAUGAUGAGCGAGUGACGAAAGAGGAUGUAAAAAGGGCAUUAGAAGAACAGUAUGGUGGCGAAGAAGAGCUACCUCCGGCUAAUCCCGGCGUGAAUAAUACUCCGUUUAAGUUCACGAAGUAUUCGAAUGCAUACAUGCUUGUGUACAUUCGUGAAAGCGACAAGGAGAAAAUAAUUUGUAACGUGGAUGAGAAAGACAUAGCUGAACACCUUCGAAUAAGAUUGAAGAAAGAGCAGGAAGAAAAGGAGCUCAAGAAGAAGGAAAAAGCGGAGGCUCACUUGUAUACAAUCAUAAAGGUGGCCCGAGAUGAGGAUUUGUCAGAGCAGAUUGGCAAAGAGAUAUAUUUUGAUCUUGUUGAUCAUGAUAAAGUCCGCAGCUUUCGUGUCCAGAAACAGAUUCCCUUUAUGCACUUCAAGGAGGAGGUGGCAAAAGAGUUUGGAAUCCCUGUGCAGUUUCAACGCUUUUGGGUGUGGGCUAAGCGGCAAAACCAUACGUACCGUCCUAAUCGUCCAUUGACUCCUCAAGAGGAAGCACAGCUGGUUGGAAAUAUAAGGGAUGCAUCAAACAGAGCACAUAGUGCUGACUUGAAGUUGUUCUUGGAAGUUGAGCUCGGACUUGACCGGCGCCCACUUCCUCCCCCAGAUAAGAUGAAAGAAGAUAUAUUGCUUUUUUUCAAGCUUUACGAGCCAGAUAAAAAGGAGCUCAGAUAUGUGGGAAGGCUAUUCGUGAAGGCUCCAGGAAAGCCGUCUGAAAUUCUACCAAAACUGAACGAGAUGGCUGGCUUUGCACCAAAUGAGGAGAUUGAACUAUUUGAGGAAAUAAAGUUUGAACCAACUGUGAUGUGUGAACAUGUUGACAAGAAGCUUUCUUUUCGGGCUAGCCAGCUUGAAGAUGGAGAUAUUAUUUGUUAUCAAAAAUCACCUACACCAGAUAAUGAACAUCAGUAUCCCUAUCCUGAUGUGCCAUCAUUUUUGGAGUAUAUCCAUAAUCGACAGGUUGUCCAUUUCCGAUCACUGGAAAAGCCAAAGGAGGAUGACUUCUCUUUAGAGCUAUCAAAGCUGUCUACCUAUGAUGAUGUUGUUGAAAGAGUUGCUCAUAAACUUGGCGUGGAUGAUCCAUCGAAGAUCCGGCUUACAUCUCAUAACUGCUAUUCGCAACAGCCUAAACCUCAACCCAUCAAAUACCGAGGUGUAGAGCACCUGGCAGAUAUGUUGGUUCAUUACAAUCAGACUUGUGAUAUAUUGUAUUAUGAAGUAUUGGAUAUUCCUCUGCCGGAGUUGCAAGGAUUGAAGACUCUAAAAGUUGCAUUUUAUCAUGCAACAAAGAAUGAGGUGUCAGUUCACUGUAUCAGACUGCCAAAAAAUAGCACGGUUGGCGAUGUACUCAAUGAGCUGAAAUCAAAGGUUGAGUUAUCUCAUCAUAAUGCUGAACUCAGAUUGAUUGAGGUCUUUUACCACAAGAUCUAUAAGGUCUUUCCACUUACUGAGAAGAUAGAAACCAUUAACGAUCAAUAUUGGACAUUGCGUGCUGAGGAGAUACCAGAAGAAGAGAAAAAUGUCGGACCUCAGGAUCGCUUGAUUCAUGUGUAUCACAUCAUCAAAGAUCCGCAAACCCAGCAAAUUCAGAACUUUGGGGAACCUUUCUUCAUGGUCAUCCAUGAAGGUGAAACUUUAUCUGAGGUCAAAGUACGCAUCCAGAAGAAACUUCAGGUUCCUGAUGAGGAUUUCUCGAAGUGGAAAUUUGCAUACUUCGCACUUGGUCGCCCUGACUACCUUGAAGAUUCAGAUGUAGUGUCUAGUCGAUUUCAGAGAAAUGUUUAUGGACCCUGGGAGCAGUACCUUGGAUUGGAGCACUCAGACACUACACCAAAGAGGUCUUUCUCAGCUAAUCAGAACCGGCAUACCUUUGAGAAACCUGUGAAAAUUUACAACUAGAAAAGAAAAGGACAAAAUAAUCCACCGUUGGUACUCAAACUCAGCAACUUUCACCACCAAGCUUGCAGGAUAAGAAUCAACAAACUGAAAUACGUUUGAUCCUAACAAAAUUACGCAGCUUAUGAGGUUUAGUGGUGGAUUCGCCACGUAAUUUUUGUCGCAUGCUUUUAUUGGAGAGAUUACUUUGUAGAGUUGUGUCAUCUUCGUCAGCAGCACACUCCGCUUUUUCUAGUUCUAAGUUCUCUUUGUGUUUCUAUUAUGGGUUGGGGGGGUUUGGGGGCUUGAUUUGGUUGAGAUUUACCAAAUCUUCUUUCUAGUGUAUUUUAAGUACAUAAAGACGGGCUUUCUUUUUCUUUCCUCUUUUAUUUUUUUUUUUUAACCCCUUUAUUUUGUUAGGUGAUGUAUACAGGGUAUAGUUUUGUUCAUCUGGAUCUUGUUAACAGCUGCUUUCUGUUUUCUUGACCUAGUGUAUAGGGAAAUUCGGAGUUGUACUAUUAUUAUGGUUGAAUUUAUUAGGAGGCUAUUGCAAAAUAAGUGCAUCUCUCGUAUCUCAAAUCUAUGAAUUACUCAAAAUGGAAAUUAGGUUGGAAUCGUGUGGAAGUUAAAUCGGGUUGGCAUUGUUUAUGCUGAAUAAAAGUCGACUUUUGGUGA
Messenger RNA from Ananas comosus (pineapple), 4125 nucleotides. RefSeq names its product ubiquitin carboxyl-terminal hydrolase 12-like. NCBI's taxonomy places the organism in Eukaryota, Viridiplantae, Streptophyta, Magnoliopsida, Poales, Bromeliaceae. The transcript is spliced from 32 exons. Gene Ontology annotation, cellular component: cytosol; nucleus. Gene Ontology annotation, biological process: regulation of protein stability; protein deubiquitination. The record is from RefSeq and is a predicted model, not a curated record. Gene Ontology annotation, molecular function: cysteine-type deubiquitinase activity; protein binding; cysteine-type endopeptidase activity. The coding region runs from base 130 to 3474 and encodes 1114 amino acids.